AUGGCCGAUUCAGCAGCAGCAGCUGCUGCAGCAGCAGCAGCAGCAGCAGCAGACGAGAAGCCUUCGCCCCAAAACACGAAUGCUGCAGCAGCAGCAAGCAGCAAACCCAGCCCUCCCCUUUCGUGGGCCCAGCGGGCGGCUCGGGCCUCUGCUGCAGCGGCGUCGGCGGAGCCCCCUGAGAAGCCCGCAGCAGCAGCAAAGCCAGCAGCAGCAGCAGCAGCUCCCCGCGCUGCAGCAGCAGCUGCUGCUGCUGCGGGGCCCCCUGCAGUCCCCCAGUUCGCCCGCGCCAGCAAAGAAAGACCCAUAAUUGUGCUGGACGCGGGGGCCCUGCUGCGGGUGGAGGCCCUGGAGAAGUUUCGGGACUUUUGCUGCUUCAUCACAACAGCAGCAGCAGCAGCAGAAGUGCGGGAAGCAGCGGCGCGGCAGCGGCUGCAGCAGCAGCAGCAGCUGCUGCUGGCUGUCCAUACACUCGAACCCUCAGCAGCAGACCUGCAGUGGGCCCGCAAGUUCGCAGAUAUGACUGGAGAUCUUCCUUUUUUGUCUCCGACAGAUUUGGGAAUUGUUGCUCUCACUUACAUGCUGCAGCGAGCCACGGGAGAGACACAAAACCUCAAACUCAAACCCCCGGCUUUCGAGUUCUUUUCCGAGCUGCUGCUGCAGCAGCAGCUCGACAGCAGCGCAGCCCCAACGCAUGCAUGGACGCUGCAGCACACCCAGGGGCCCCGCGGCGCCCACGCAAAACCCGCAGCAGCAGCAGCAGCAGCAGCAGCAGCAGGGGCAGGGAGGGGGGCUGCUCAGGGCGAAGGGGACGCCGAGCAGCAGCAGCAGCAGCAGCAGCAGCAGCAGCAGCAGGAAGAAGAAGACAGCAGCUCUGAGUAUACUGAGGAUGACAUGGACCCAGAGGAGGGGUGGGUCACGGAGGAAGUGCUGCGAGCUCAUUUGGGCCUCAAGGGCCUCUCGGGGGCCCCCGCGGAGGCCCCCCUGGGGGCCCCACAGGCUCUUGGGGAGGCCCCUGAGGGGGCCCUUCCAGCUUCUCUCCCUGAGGGGCCCCCUGGGGGCCCCCCUCAGGGGCCCCCUCAGGGGCCCCCUGUGGGCGGGCCUGAAGGGCUUGCUGAGGAGGCCCCCUCGGGGGCCCCUUCGGGGGCCCCCGAGGGGGCCCCCUCGGGGGCAUCGGGGGCCUCGGGGGGCCCCUCGGGGGCCCCCUCGGGGGCCCCCUUGGGGGGCCCUGAGGGCGCGGAAGAGGCGCAGGUGGAGAGCGUUGCUGCUGGUUUUGAGGGUUUGGAGUUGAGGGCUUCGGAACAGAAAGUGGAGGAGUUGGUGCAGUGCAUGACAACAGACUUUUCAAUUCAAAAUGUGCUGCUGCAGAUGGGGCUGGGGGUGGUGGCAGUGGACGGGCGAAAGAUAAAGACGGUGAAGGUGUGGGCGCUGCUGUGCAGGGCCUGCGGGCACAUAGAGCGGAAGACGCGGCUGCUGUUUUGCAGCAAGUGCGGCCACCACACUUUAGAAAGGGCCCCUCUCUACUUCGACAAAGAAACGGGAAAGGUAUUUGUUUUUGAUGGGAAGAGAAAGUUCUCCAAGAGAGGCCAGAUAUACAGUAUUCCGAAAAACAAAGGAGGCAAACACCAGCGGCCGAUCAUUCUGGCAGCAGAUCAACUGAUGAUGGGGGGCCUCAACCGCGAGCUGCGCCAUAGAGAAAAGCUUUGGAGAAAAGAUGUAGAAUCUAAGAAUCCCUUUUCGCCUAACUACUGCCUAGAGGCCCAGAGCUGGCACAUGAGAGCCUUUACGGCGUCUGGCAGAGCUGCUGCUGCGCCACCCCCAAGAGUGGUGGUUCUGCCUGCUCAACAGGCAGACAGGAAACUAACUGAUGGAUCACUCAAUGAUAUGAAAACAAAGUAA
This is a messenger RNA of Eimeria necatrix, 1896 nucleotides long. RefSeq lists its product as hypothetical. Gene Ontology annotation, molecular function: RNA endonuclease activity. Gene Ontology annotation, cellular component: preribosome, small subunit precursor. Gene Ontology annotation, biological process: maturation of SSU-rRNA. The record is from RefSeq and is a predicted model, not a curated record. The coding region runs from base 1 to 1896 and encodes 631 amino acids. The transcript is spliced from 5 exons. Lineage: Eukaryota; Apicomplexa; Conoidasida; Eucoccidiorida; Eimeriidae.